Messenger RNA from Xenopus laevis (African clawed frog), 1956 nucleotides. It is a transcript of the gene acp5.S, whose product is annotated as acid phosphatase 5, tartrate resistant S homeolog. Gene Ontology annotation, molecular function: phosphatase activity; hydrolase activity; acid phosphatase activity. Lineage: Eukaryota; Metazoa; Chordata; Amphibia; Anura; Pipidae. The transcript has 5 exons. Gene Ontology annotation, biological process: bone resorption. The record is from RefSeq and is marked provisional. The coding region runs from base 77 to 1057 and encodes 326 amino acids.
CAAGAGCAAAGAGUUCAGUCUAAAACAACCCCACUCAAAGGAACUUCUCUGCUGGGAGGGAGGUUCCUUCAUCAGAAUGGAUAUUGUACUGCUCCUCUUUCUCUCAUCCCUCCUCCCUGGGAUCUGCACUUACGCGGUCCCCCGUAAGGACCCCACUCUACGCUUUGUGGCUCUCGGAGACUGGGGGGGGCUGCCGCUUCCCCCCUAUACUACAAGACAGCAGGAGCUGGUGGCUGAAGAGAUGGGCAAAACAGUGGCCAAACUGGGCGCAGACUUUAUUCUGUCUUUGGGUGACAAUUUCUACUACGACGGCGUCACCGAUGUGUCAGACCCCAGAUUUAAGAUCACUUUCGAGUCGGUGUACAGCUCCGAGUCCCUCAUCAAACACCCUUGGUAUAUACUGGCGGGAAAUCACGAUCACAAAGGGAAUGUGUCUGCGCAGAUUGCUUACACCAACGUCUCCACUCGAUGGAACUAUCCUGAUUACUACUAUGAUCUUGCCUUCACCAUCCCUGGCAGCAACGUUACCGUGAGACUUCUGAUGUUGGACACAGUCCAGCUGUGCGGCAUUUCAGAUGACUUCCAUGAUGGACAACCCCGUGGUCCGAACAAUCUCAAAAUGGCAGGGACCCAGCUGGAGUGGCUGGAAGAGAAGCUGCAGAGUGCCAAGGAGAAUUACUUGCUGGUGGCUGGUCAUUACCCCGUGUGGUCGGUGGCGGAACAUGGGCCGACGCAAUGCCUGAUCCAUACAGUAGAACCGUUGCUUAAGAAGUACGGGGUCACAGCCUACCUGUGUGGGCAUGAACACAACAUGCAGUACCUCCAGGAUGACCAGGGCAUUGGCUACAUAUUAAGCGGGGCUGGAAACUUUAUGGAGAAUUCCCGAAUUCACAAAGAUGAUGUCCCCAAAGGUUACCUGCAAUUUUUUCAAGGUGAUCCUGAAACGAUGGGGGCUUUUGCCUACAUAGAGAUCACCCCUAAAGAAAUGACCGUAACCUAUGUACAGUCCAAUGGCAAAUGCCUCUUCCAGACCAUGUUGUACCCUCGCACCUUUUAAUUGGCGUCUGUGAUGGUAGUGAACUGACUGUGACCAGGAGUUUUUAUUAAUGAAUGGGUAUGAUGGGAAGAGGGAUCAUUUUAUUCUAGAUGACCGUUAGUCAUGCCUGUGAUUGCACUCACCAGUUUUUUUUAACGUGCCGGACAGGUUUUCUACAACCUCACACUGUGAUGGGAUCAGUCAGGUUCUCUAAAACUCAGGGACUAAGCGUAAAUGCCAAAACAUGAUGCUUUGACCAUUUAUUUUGCACUUGUCAGUACUCAUGGUCAUAUAUUAGUAAUACGUUUCCUGACAAGGAUUAUAACAUUAAGAGACAGUAAAAGGGGCAGAACACCUGGAUCCACUAGAAUGGUCCGUUUAGUACAGAUUAUUUGGAAACCCUUUAUCCAGAAAGCUCCAAAUUACGGAAUGGCUGUCUCCCAUAGACGACAUUUUAAAAAUUCCUUUUUCUCUGAAAUAAUAAAACAGUAGCUUGUACUUGAUCCAAACUAAAAUAUAAUUAAUCCUUAUCCAAAACCAGUCUAUUGGGUUUAUUUAAUGUUUACAUGAUUUUCUAGUAGAUUUAAGGUAUGAAGAUCCAAAUUACAGAAAGAUCCGUUAUCCGGAAAGCCCCAGUUUCCAAGCAUUCUGGAUAAUAGGUCCCAUACCUGUACUGGGGUGUACUUCAUCUUUAAGGAGGCACUGGGAAAAUGUAUAUGCAUAAUGCAUGUUCUCUGACCCCAACUAGUAGCACAAGCCACUGGGUUGUUUCAUGAAUAUACCUACUUCCAAGAGUAUAGAUCUGUUGGUUGCACUGACUUGAUUGCACAGAGAAGCAGCAACACAAACUUAAAUAUCCCCAAACGUUACCAUUUGUGAAACAGAUCUAUGAAGCAUCUUAUUAAAAAAAAAAAAAAAAA